Molecule: messenger RNA, 4923 nt
Organism: Siniperca chuatsi (mandarin fish)
Lineage: Eukaryota; Metazoa; Chordata; Actinopteri; Centrarchiformes; Sinipercidae
Gene: ikbkb
Product: inhibitor of nuclear factor kappa B kinase subunit beta
Exons: 22
Coding region: 184-2415 (743 amino acids)
Biological process (GO): peptidyl-serine phosphorylation; tumor necrosis factor-mediated signaling pathway; positive regulation of transcription by RNA polymerase II
Cellular component (GO): IkappaB kinase complex; cytoplasm
Molecular function (GO): protein binding; IkappaB kinase activity; ATP binding
Source: RefSeq, a predicted model, not a curated record
UUUACAGGAAAUAUGAGUAUCAGGAAGUAAAAAGUUUUGGAGAUUUGUUGUGUCGCUAAAAUUACUACAUAGCGUUCGUGUUAAAGUUUAACUCGGUUAAAAACCGGAUACACACAGUGUGUAAUAAAGGUUUGAAAGCUUGCCAACGCUGCCUACGAAGUCUAAGGACCAGCUGAGGAGGCCAUGAAUCGAGUCCCCCUGCAGCAGCAGCAGAGCUGUGGGGCCUGGGAGCUGAAGGAGCGGCUGGGCACCGGAGGCUUUGGGAAUGUCACAAGAUGGCAAAAUAAGGACACAGAGGAACAGAUUGCUAUAAAGCAGUGCCGUCAGGAGCUGAGCGAGAGAAACAAAGAGAGGUGGUGUCUGGAGAUCCAGAUCAUGAAGAGGUUGGAUCAUGUUAACGUGGUUGCAGCCAGAGAGGUUCCUGAGGGAAUGCAGAAACUGGUGACCACCAGCGACCUGCCACUGCUGGCAAUGGAGUACUGCCAGGGAGGGGAUCUGAGAAAGUAUCUGAACCUCUUGGAUAACUGCUGUGGAAUGAGGGAGGGCUCCGUUUUGAUUCUGUUAUGUGACAUUUCUUUGGCUCUAACCUACCUCCAUAAGAAGAGGAUCAUCCACAGAGAUUUGAAACCAGAAAACAUUGUGCUUCAGCAGGGAGAGAAGAGAUUGAUUCACAAGAUUAUAGAUCUCGGCUAUGCUAAAGAGCUGGACCAGAGCAGCCUUUGCACCUCAUUUGUGGGAACACUUCAGUACUUAGCUCCAGAGCUCAUUGAGAGACAGAAGUACACAGUCACUGUGGACUACUGGAGUUUCGGGACUUUAGUGUUUGAGUGUAUCACAGGAUUUCGCCCUUUCUUGCCAACAUGGCAACCUGUUCCUUGGCACAAUAAACUGAAGCUAAAGCAGGACCAUGAUAUUGUCGUCUAUGAGGACCUCUCUGGGGAAGUCCGCUUCUCUAAGCAUCUGCCCCAACCCAACAACCUCAACAGUCUGUUAUUGGAGAAACUGGAGAGGUGGCUGCAGCUGAUGUUAAAGUGGUCUCCUCAGGAGAGAGGCAAAGACCGCAAUGCUACGCCCAGCGACUGCUUCUCCCAGCUGGAGGUCAUACUGCAGCUCAAGCUGGUUCAUGUCCUAAACAUGAUGUCUGCUAAGAUCCUGUCAUACUCGGUCUCGGACGAUGAGACUGUGGCAGACCUGCAGCUGAGAAUAGAAAAAGACACCAGCAUCCCUGCAGCCAACCAGGAGCUGCUGCUGGAGGCGGGGUUAGCCUUGGAGCCUCAUGGACUGGCCACACAGUGCGCCAUAGAUUACACAGAGAUAGAUGGGCGACGGACAGACUUGCCUCUGGUCUUCCUGUUUGAUCGUUCCUCUUGCACUUAUGAACCUCAGUUUGCUCCUCGCACCCUUCCAGAAAACAUCCGCUUCGUCCAAACCGACCCUAAGCACCUUCUGGCUUAUAGCCCUCUGAGGAGAACUUGCGGCCAGGCGUGGCACACCAUCCGCUCCCUGAAGGAAGACUGGCAAAGACUGCAGCAGGGGCAGAAAGCUGCCAUCAUGAGCCUGCUGAGACACAACUCUUCACUGUCCAAACAGAAGAAUGAGAUGGUGUCCAUGCACCAGAGACUCAUGGCCAAGCUGGACUUCUUCACCACCAGCCUUCACAUAGACAUGGACAAAUACCAGGAGCAGACAGUCACUGGGAUCGCGUCAGAGAAACUCCUGGGCGUGUGGAGGGAGAUGGAGCAAACUGCUGUCAGCUGUGGUCAGGCCAAGGUGAGUGAACUGGAGGAGGAGAUGAUGCAGCUGCAGCCAGACAUAGUGGAUGUGCAGAGGCAGCCGUGGAGGAGUGGAGAGGCCCUGGACACACUUGAAGGAAAGGCCAUGGAGUUGUUCCGCAAACUCAGAGAAAAACCCAGAGACCAGAGGUGUUCAGGGGACAGUCAGGAGGUGGUGCGCCUGGUGGUUCAGGCUGUGCAGUUUUACGAGAGGAAGCUCAGAGACUUCUACACACACCUCAGUAAGACAGCAGUGUGCCGUCAGCGUGUGAUGGAGCUGCUGCCAAAGGUGGAGGGUGUCGUCCAGAGGAUGGCUGAGAGCGAACAAGUCCUGAUGAGUCUGCAGGAGAAACGACAGAGGGAGCUGUGGAACCUUCUCAAAGUCGCCUGUAGUAAAGUUCGCAGCCCAGUGAGCGGGAGUCCUGAUGGAUUACGAACCCCCUCUUCAGUGCCGCCUCUCCUGACCCCCAGACACAGCUUACAGCAGUUUGACGAGUCUCUUGUGGAGGAGAGCAGGACGUUUGAGAGUCGACUCCAGAGUUUGCUGCAUGACACCAUCCAGGAAUCAGAGAAUAGCAUGGAGAUGUUGAGCGAGUGGACGUGGAUGCAUGGAGGCCAGAAUUUCUCCAGUGACCUCUCUUAAAUUCAUUCUCAUUCUUUGCUUACAUGUGGUACUCUACUGCCUCUGUGUGGAUGGGAUGUCAAACUACAUGAGGAUGUGGUAGAAGCUGGUUUGUUUAACAAUGUGAACAGAGUAAUAGCUGCUGGCAAAUAUUUGCUUAAUGAGAUUAAGGAGUUGGUAAAACAGGAAAUUUAAUGCCAACCUGUAGUGCACUGAAGCAAAUGAUUAUGAUUAACAUCAGAGGAAUUUAUUUAUGUAAUUUUAACAAACCAUGAAAUACGUUUUGGGGUAAAGUUACACUUCAUUAUGCACAGAUCAACCAUUCCAUUGGUAUCAUGGAUCAAAUAAGAUGCUCGUGACAAAUAAACCAUUUAGAAAGUCCCAGUCAGAAUAUACCCACAGGUACAUACAUUCCUACAGUGUUACUGCAUGUGAAGAGGCUUGUACGAAGCGUCAAGCUGAAUCUGUCUUAAAACAGUGACCUUAAAACAGCUGACACACAUAAAGAGCAAAUUUUAUCCUCAAAUUUAGAAGUGAGAGAAUUCAUGAAAAUAAUUCUUUAAAUAAUGCUGACAGACAUUUCUCUUAUUUUUGAAACUAAAUGUUUUAGUUACAUUUGGGCCUUUAUCAGGAAACUACAGAUUGUAUUUUAAGACUUAUGUACAUUUAUCCCAAGUAAAACAGUGUUUUGGUUAUAUUCUAAAAAUAUCUGAACUGUGUGUUAUGAACCUAAAUGUAAAUGUGUAUCAGUUGUUAUGUGUUUCUCACUGGACCAUUAUUUUGUAUUGCAAAUUUUGUUUUAGUAAGACAAUCAUUGAAUGACAUGUGUGAUGUUUAUAACUGUAAAAUGACUAUUAUAACUAUAUGCUGUGAACACAAUAACAGGAACACCUGUUUAAUAUGGCGCAGUCCAGAAUCCCUGCAAUAAUUACAAAGCUUAUAAUGUUAAAUUCAUGUAGAGAUUGUGUGAGAGAAGUUGGGUAUGUGGUAAUGUUUGUGGCCAUAGUCAAACGACAAAAACAUAUCUUGUUACUCUCUUGGCUUGGUUCAAUAUGGUGAUUAAAAACAGAUUAUUUAUGGUCUAAACCUCAAACAUUUCCUUGUUUUACUGAAACAAUGCAACUGCAAAUGUAAGAAUAGAGUCAGAUUUAUGAAUUGAACCAAAACUAAAUUAACAUUUUAAUACCGCUAAUUCAUUUUACAUCCACUAUAUUUCAAUCUAGAUGUGACUGCUACAGCAAUUCGAUAUUGUACAGCUGCAUCGUGAUUUUCUUCACACGUUGCUUCAAAGCUGGACCUCCUGUGCCCAUGUUAAUUCCAACUAUUGGAGGUGGUCGUUACUGUAUAUAGAUCACACAGUGAUGAGAGAUGCUACAUAUUGGCAGGUGUCUUGUUGACUAUUUGUGUGUAUACUCUAUGCUGUUAAGAUUGUAAUAAUGUCUGAAUAACUGAAUGUCAGACAUUUCUAUCAUAAUUUUCAAAACAAAACUGAAUUUUGUAUCUUGAGUACAGUAUUUUACUGUACUGUAAGUUUCUUUAAUUCAUUUCCAUUUUUCUGGGAAUGAGGGCACAGGUUCUCCUCUUCCUUCACCUGUUUUAUGUCAACCAAAAUAAAAAUAAAACACACUCAUUAAGAUCAUAGUGUUUAACAUUCUUUAUUCCAUUAAUUCAAUAAAAUUAGUUUGAGGUCCUAACUGUCAACUAACUCUCCUAUACAAAGCACAGCACAGAUAAAGUGAAAUGUAGUGGUAAAGAUUGAACAGGUACAGGACAUGAAACGAGACAAGACAAAGAGUUGACACAGAGUUCCAAAUUGCCAUCGGCCCUUUUACCAAACAGGACCUGAAAAAUAGACAUUUAGGCAACUGAAGGUCCACAGUUUAUAACUGUGUUACUGAGGUCAAAUGGUGGAAUCAAAAUCAGUCCACUCAGUCUGAGAAGGAUCAGCCGCUCUUUGUCUUUUCUGCUUAAUUCUCCCCAGCUUUUAUUGCAUCUAUUUACAGUCACUGUACUUGUCAAUGUGACACCGAAAAGUCAAAAACUUCCCUCUAGCCUUGAAAGCAUGCAACAAAACCACAAUAUACCAAAACAAGAACUCUCUAAUAAUCUUAUUAAUGUCUAAAACCCAGAGUAUAUCUGAACAAAAAUGAUCUGACCACACAGUCAAAAUAAAAAGGUGCUUCAAAUCAAUUUCUGAAAGAAAACAGAUAUGUCUGAGACAUAAAUACUUUAUUAAAAGUGCACUUUGUCUGAUCAAACUGGUCAUAAGUAGCACAUUAUUUGGAGAACAUGGGUGUUGCAUGAAUUGCCUUGUUCUUUUGUUGUAUUCUGAUAAUAUAUGCUCAAAUGUUGGUUGAGGGACCUGUAAAUAAUGUAAAAUGUAAAAAUAACCAACAUAAAAUAAUGCUUGAUUCCUUUAACAGUACUAGAGGUCUUGGAGGCUGCAUGGGGUUUCAGGGUUAAGGCAAAGAAUGUGUGUAUCUGUGUGCUUAUGUGUGUAGGACUUAGAGGGAAAAUGUGUUUACGUGG